Messenger RNA from Sphaeramia orbicularis (orbiculate cardinalfish), 3031 nucleotides. It is a transcript of the gene rnf169, whose product is annotated as ring finger protein 169. Gene Ontology annotation, molecular function: nucleosome binding; ubiquitin-protein transferase activity. Gene Ontology annotation, biological process: double-strand break repair. The record is from RefSeq and is a predicted model, not a curated record. Lineage: Eukaryota; Metazoa; Chordata; Actinopteri; Kurtiformes; Apogonidae. Gene Ontology annotation, cellular component: site of double-strand break; nucleus. Bases 31 to 1719 code for a protein of 562 amino acids. The transcript has 7 exons.
GCCUGGGAGAGAAGACGCUCACCAGGGAAGAUGGCGACCGCAGGGUCUGCCGAUCGGCCUGGUUCACCGGCCAGCGCCGCCGCCACCGCAGCCUCCGGCAGGUCACUACCCGGGUCCGGCACCCACGCUGCCGGGUUCGGGUUCUGUUCGGCCGAGGACACCGGUAAGAGGUGUACGGCAUGCGCGGAGGGUCAGCCCGGCGGCGGCAGCCCGCCCUGCGGACACCCGGCCGGUUGGCUCUGCCCGGCCCGGACGCACUCCGGCGGCGAGGAGCGGCUCCGGAGGAGGAGCGACCCCGAGAGGAGCGGCAGCAGGACGGCCAGGAGGGCCUGCGACAGCCGUAAAGAGUUUUUCGUUGCUCCGCUGCACGUCCUGAAGUGUUCAGACAUCUCCUCAGGACCGACCACGAAACACAGAGUGUUGACAUGUGAGGACAGAGAAGACAUCAGGAGGAGAAACAUCUUUGUCUGUAAAGACGAAUGUGGACCAUUUCGCCGUGACGAUGAACCUGGUGUUUUGUCGGACUCGGAGAACGAGGAGCCAAUCAGCAGGAGGAUCCGGACCAUCUCAGCCUUCAUCAGGAAGACCAAAACCUCGUCAGCCGCCUCCAGUGGUUCUCAGAGGAGUCGGAGCUGCACUGACCCGGUGGAGGAACAAGGAGGGAAGCUGAGGGUUGUCCUGCAGCCGGCGCUGACCGACAGAGUUGGUAUCAGUCACAGUUUCACCGCCGGGAUCCUCCUGUCGUCGGAGAACAGCCGCUGCGUCUCAGCUCCCAUCAUGCCUCCUGAGCGCAGGCUGGCGUGGCGGGCGGUUGUCACGUCAUCGUCCACGCCUUUAGCUCCGCCCCGCCCCGAGCGCUCCAUCAGCCCCGAGAGCAACGACAGCAUCUCAGAGGAGCUCAACCACUUCAAGCCCAUUGUGUGCUCGCCGUGCACGCCGCCCAAACGGCUGCCGGACGGACGCCUCCUGGAGCCCACUAUCGUCAAGUCCACGCCGCGCAACCUGAGCGGCGGCGGUCUGCAGCGGAACACGAGCUACGAGGCCAGUCCCGCCGUCCUACAGAAGUGGAGGCAGAUCGAACUGGACCGCCAGAGCCUCAAAGUGAGCUCCAGAGCCACGCUAACAAGUCCGGUCAACGAGAUACAUGAAACCGCCACGAAGAGCUGGACGGGACGGGACGGAGACGCCACACUGUCCACCAGUCAGAGGAGGAGGCUGCUGUUUGACGGACCUGGACCGGACCACGACGUGCUCAGACCAGCUCCCAAGAUCAGGGUCCCCGCGAUCCGCUAUAGGAGCGAGACCUCCAUCAGGGGGGUGGAGUCAAUCAGAGGGGCGGAGUCUGGUGGUGAGGAUCUGCUCAGUAAGAAGCAGUCGUUCUCUCCGUACGCCAAGAACUCUGGGUUACAGUUUGUGCCAAAAGACUCACAGGGUCCUGCCCACAACCAGUCUACCUCAAAGAGGAAACAGAAGACCAAACACCUGGACCCGGACUCGGACCCGGACCUGAAGAGGAGCCGGACGCUCAGCGGGGAUGGCGCUCAGGUGCAGCAGGACCGUGCGCUUGCCAUCAGGCUGCAGAGACAGUUUGACCUGGAGAACCAGGCCGCCCGGACCAGAACCAGCCCUGACAAGUACCGCCUGCGCUCCUGGAUGUCCAAUCACAACCGCAGGAGGCGGGGCCUGAGGAGGUCUCGGCGAAUCACCAAGAAGCACUAAAGAAAAGGAGCAAAGGAGGUUCACAUAUGCAAAGAGUAGAAGAAGAACUGACACGAACGGAGUUAAAAUGAAAAAAUGGAGACAAGUGAUAUGAAUUCAAAGCUGAUUUGAUGAAAACAGUUAUUUACUCAUGCUCAUUGUUCAUGACAUAAGGAAUUCAUGUACAGUGAUGCAUCAUGGGUAUCACCUCAAACAGAUCCAUGUCCAUAUUCAUUCUCUAAGCAGAGAGAAUCAUGAUGAUGUGAAUUUUAUAUUUUACAGCCAAUCAGUUUCUUGCUCCACGGGUAUCAUGCAUCUGUGUCUUCAGUUGUUGUGGAACCAAACUGAACUCAAAGAGAAGCAGGUGAAGUCCAGGUGAAUCCGGCGCCACCUUCACCUGUCUGAGAGGACGUGGUGGGAGGGGCUUCGAUCAUUGGUCACCUAUAACAUGAGACCUUUGACCCCUCGACCCUGUCCAUCAUUUGCUCUAGUGUUUGUAUUUGACUUUACGUCGCUUGACCCGGGUUUAAAGUCCUCACGAAACUGUUUGGAGGGCGCAACUGAAUGUAAGGAAGCCACGCCCCUUCCAGGAAGGCCUACUCUGAUUGGUCAACUCCACCACGGAGCUACAACCGUCACUAUUGUCUCAUACUGUCCGUCAUCUGCAUGGACAUUAAGAUUCAGAUUAAUUGGUUGUUAAUCAUCAGGCUGAGUCAUCAGAGGGUCUGACGCAGGGUCAAAGGUCAUCAGGUCACCCAGUAUCAGUAUUUAUUAUGAUCAAUGUUAAAUGAAAGAGGAAACAGAAGGAAACUGAGAUAACCAAUCAUCUCAAUCAGUAGAUGAUCGAUAAUUAAAUAUUUAUCACUAUCAAAUCAGCUUUAAAUUGAUCAAACUGUUGAUAAUUAUCUGCUUAGUUUUCAUUUCAGCUCCGUUUUUCAUCAGUUAAUCUGUUUUUUUUUUUCCCCUGUGGCGAAGGGUUAAUGAAUGUUUCACCAGCAGAACUGAUCACAUGAUUGAUCCAUCUGCGGAUCAAUAAUCAGCAUGGUCGAUUCUCAUCGAUCACUUAUCGGACCGUUCAAUCUCUGAGCUUCCAAAGUAUUUCCUGUCAGAAUCAGAGUGUGGAGGAGCAGAGGAUGCUGGGACAUUUGGACGCCGGUCCAACGUCUUCCACUCGGAUGAUUCCUCUGGCCGCAGAGGAUCAUGGGUACUGUAGUGUUUAAAGCCGUUUCCAUGGAGAUGCAGCAGGAGUGGACCAUGAAUCAGAUUUAAUUUAAUUUACUCUGGAUCUGUGUAAUUUAAUAAACAUCCUUUUCUCUGUUUGUUCACAUCCAAA